GAAAAUUUUAAGAAAAUUGUAAACAUUAAAAUUAAUUAAGUGAAAAACGAUGGAAAAUUCAUUCUCAGAGCACUCUAGAACGUCUAGUUAUGAUAAUUUACAGACAGACAGCAGUGAUUUAUCGAAAGUUGCCAAAAAUAUGUUCCAGAAGACAAAGGAUUACCUUAGUUUUGAACUAUCGUCCAACACACUUGAUUAUGAAUUACUUGAUAAGAUGAAUCAGACCGUAGCAAAAAAUAUCGAAUUGAUGAAAAGGACAUCUGAAGACGUUGUAGUAACAAAUGAGGAUCUGAAUCAAAAAUUCCGUGAUCUUGAGCCGUUGAUGAAGGAACUGGAAGAGAUAGAAACGACUGUCAAUAAGCUGGAAAAUGCAGCAUAUAGACUUGAUGCCUAUACACAAAGACUUGAAGAGAAAAUUAAUGAAUAUGUUGUCCAAAAGCAGCAACCAACAUAGAACAAAACAAGUUAAUUCCAUAUCAAGAAUCUGUUAUUAUAAGCUAUAUUUAG
Chironomus riparius is the source of this 507-nucleotide messenger RNA. The record is from the annotation of a GenBank genome assembly. NCBI's taxonomy places the organism in Eukaryota, Metazoa, Arthropoda, Insecta, Diptera, Chironomidae.